Messenger RNA from Acanthaster planci (crown-of-thorns starfish), 1879 nucleotides. RefSeq lists its product as uncharacterized. The record is from RefSeq and is a predicted model, not a curated record. Lineage: Eukaryota; Metazoa; Echinodermata; Asteroidea; Valvatida; Acanthasteridae.
GUGCACCAGUCCAUUACUAAAUCGCAACUGAUUGAAAAUAUCGUCUCUGAUUUCACACUGGAUUUGCUUGUCGGUUGCAUGCUCCGAAAAUGGGCAAAAGAAAGGUUGCAAGGGCGCCAACAGGACAUACAGAAGAACAGUGUGAUGUCUGGCUGACUGCUAAACCUGUAAGUCUCAAGAAACAGAGACUAAGAAGAGAUCCCCUGCAUUUCUACAACGGCCAGUUGCACGAUGAGCCAAUCUUGGCUGUUUGCACGGCAACGAGGCAGACCACCCUGAACGACUUUUUUAAAAAAAGCAGCGAUUCGAAGACAGACCAAAAUCGUUUCCAUUUGGGGGAAAAUCAGCAUGAUCAAGAACACCGCAACCCUGACUCCUGCAGUACAGAAAAGCAAAGAAACUUUCAUCAGAGCCAGACCACCCAAGAGAAUAUGGCACAAAUUUAUGCCCAUGUGGCUACGUCUCCCACACUAAAUGCAAAUGAAAAUUUGUCCCCGUACGUCACUCGUUCUUUCCAUGAAGAUUUGCAUUCAAACCCACCGGUUAAAGACUUGGUCAGUGACGGUUUCAAUAAAACCCACGGCAAUGAGAAACCUACAGAUCGCCGUUGUGCCAGGACACAACAGCAGAACAGAUGUCGACGAGUGGAGGGGAAAACCUCAAGCAACAUCCCUGAGAAGGAGAACUGGUGUCUUCAGUCAGACCCUGAUGAAGAUGUCAUGUCUGUGGACGAAAACAGCUGCCUUAGAAGUAAAGACGUGCACAAGCAUAUCGACACCAGCUUGAGGCAUAGCACGACCGAUUUUUCAGCGGAUGACUGCGAUUCACAGUUACCUUUUUCUUGCCUUUCACAAUCGAGGAAAGUUUCUUCUCAGAGCCCUGUGGACUCUCCAGUCACCGAUCGGUUGUUCAGGAUAGCCUUUGUGCCUUCAGGAGAAGCUGACAGUUCUUUUGUACUGGAGGAAACAGAAUUAGAAUCGAACGAUCAACUGGCAAUUUGCAGUCCAUCGUCGUUUGCAGAAACAAAUAUCCAGCCUAGUUUAAACAUCGACAUGUUACGAUACGUUGAUUCCAGGCUUUUGGACACAGCGCCCAUGCCCGAUUCGCAAACAGAAACAUGUGAUAGCAGAGAGCAAGUGAUAACCUCAAUUUCAUUGGCAGAAUCGGAUUACAGCGAUUCAACCGUGGUUGACCCCGCCCUCUCGGAGUUCGAUGCAAAUACAACAGAAGUGUCAACAGAAGGUGAUUGGGUGUUGUCAGAGGGCGACCCAGCUAAUGCGACCGAUCAGAGUCCGUUCGACUCGUUGGAGUUUACAGCAGACACGCAGGGCUGUCUGAUUCUGAAGACAUCACCAGCACCUGACAUCGAUGAAUCUGACGUAGAUGAUUCACAGACCUUUUGAUCGAUGGGGCAGUGUGUCAGAUCGCAGAUUUUGUCACGAAAUUUUCAUUCCGGUUUUCCACAAUUCGGUGUUGAAUGGAAGACCGUUUUGUGCACCUCUUAUGCAUAUAAAUACUACAAUGAAUCAGAUCCACCCCAAAUGCGUAGUUUCUAAUUAACUGAGAGGAACUUUAUUGAAAAUGAGCGAUCGACAAAAACCACUGACAGGUGAAAUUGGAGUGAAUCUUAAAAGUUGUUUGUCUUUCUCUUAUUCACGCUGUUGACCUGAGCAUGUAAAGCAAAUCUUCAUAAACCACAUGUACAACCUAUACUAUCCCUAAUCAAAAGAUAUGAAAAGCAGUGUCCGAUGCAUUUUAUUCUAUUGAAGCACGAUGUGGAGCAAUCAGUGCCAUCGUAGGUGAUAACAAACACCCGCAGCAACCAAGAUGUUAGUAAGAUUUUUUAUGUGUUAUAUUUAAUAAACUUAAGACGAGCGUA